AUGAAUGCUGAUCAAAUUGAAACAAAAAUUACAGCGUUUUUAAAUCGUUUAGCUGAUUUUUUCGGAAAAGAUGCAUCAACUGAAGUAAGAUUCAGAAGUCUUAGAGGAGUACAUAAUCUAUGAAAUUUUUCUUUUAUUCAUAUUUCAGUUGGCAAAAAUGAUACUUUUGGAUCAGGCCUCCAUCUUAAUUAAAUCAAGACGAUUUCUGAUUUAUAAAAAGGUUUGCUACUUCCGCUCCACUCCGAAGGCAAAUAAGUACCACAGAAGGGAAAUUAGAGUGAACUAAAGCCAUUGCUUACCUCAGGAACCACAUGGAAAAACAGAAAAAAGUUUAAAGAAUACCUUGCAUGAAAAAGAAUUCAAAUUUCAAUUUAUGCUACCUAGAAACUGAAACAUUAUUGGACACUCUGUCUCGUACUGCUUUGAGAAACCAAUCUGUUUGAAAAGCAAAACACAAGGUUUUAUCUGAGAAGAAUGCCGACUGACGAGGGAACGUUCUCAGGUGUCGGAUUCCGAUUUCCUUCGUUCAUAUGCCGAUCGAUAGGUCAUAUGGAGAUAUGAAAAAGCCU
Didymodactylos carnosus is the source of this 569-nucleotide messenger RNA. The record is from the annotation of a GenBank genome assembly. Lineage: Eukaryota; Metazoa; Rotifera; Eurotatoria; Philodinida; Philodinidae.